ACACAAUGAGACAGCGCAGGGUAAGAGGUCACUAUGGCAGCUGCAUGACUCUGCCCGUGGUGGUGGCGGUGGUGGUAGUUGGUAUCGCUCGGGAAUGGCGCGGAGUAGGUGCUGGGGCUCAUUUUGCGUUAACUGGCAAUGAAUACAAGGAUGUGAUCACCUAUGGAGCGCACACGAGUUACCUAAUCGCCCAGCACACCUUGAUAAAUAAGGCCCCAGACGGCGGCAAGGCGCUUUUGGAAUGCAUGAAAGCCUGUCUGGCUACCUCUGGGUGUGUUACCUUCAUCAUGUACUCGUCGCAGCAUCUGUGCUACCUGUCAAGACGCGACAGAUGCGCUUAUCCAAUGGAUCCCCUCAUCAAUGCUCCAGGACUCAUCACGUACGAGGUGAAGGCCGCGGAUGUGUCAAACGCAGACAGCACCUGCCUGGCCUCCUGCCGCGCCUCUGCUAGCUGUGAGGCGUGUGGACGCCCCAACUGCAAGGGUGAUCUGUGUAAUAAUUGUUCCACAUCGUGCUGGACCAUGAAUCCUUUAGUGAUGGGUGGCGUGAACAUCGUCUUUAGCCUUACAGCUGUUCCUCUGUCCGCCAACUGCCGGAAUGAGUGGCAGCUGGUGUGGAGCGGCGGCGCCAAUAGUCCGCUGUUCCCGGGUCACACCACAGGCACGUUCCGGAUGCUGGUGUUGCUUUCUUACGCGGAUGUGGAGCGCGAGUCGGUGUUCAUAGGUGUGAGGUACAGCGGCACUUACCUCACGGUGGAGUCCUUCGUAGAAGGUGACGCGGGCAAUGGAUGGGCCGCACCCUUCGUCAGCCGCUUGAGUGUCUACACCGCAGAGUCCAACCUCCACCCCUUCUUCUACCCCUCUGGCACGUGGUCUGCUGGAGGCGUGGAGACCUACGAGGAGCAGAUGGCCCGAAACGCCACAACCAUCACCCGGGGCUACUACUGGUACCACAUAGACCCAGUCAUCGCCGCCACGCGCAUCAGCCUUAUCAGGCUCUGGAUUUCACCCUAAGCUGGCCGUUUAUGACAGCGUGUUGUAUUGCCUCUCGCUGACUGGAGGUUGCUGGAAGAUCUUUUGGUGGAGGGCGGUCCAUUGCAGUCCAAUACAGUUCAGUCCGGUUAAACUCAGUCCAGUCUAGUCCAGCCGAGUAUAGUCCAGUCCGCAUCAUUCCAGCUCGAUUGAGUCUAGGCAAGUGAAUUUCAUUCUAGUUCAAAACAUUGAAGUCCAUUUCAGUGUAUCCCAGAGCACUCCAGCACAUUCCAGUGAAGCCUAGAGCAUCGCAAUGCUUUUCAGCUUAUCACAGAGCAUUCCAAUCCAGUCCAAAUCAUUCCACUCUUUGCCAAUUAAACGCAGAUCAUUCCUGUACAUGCCAGCUAAGUUCACAGCUUUCAAGUGCACAGCAUUCCAGUCAAUUUUAAUCAAGUUCAAAACAUUCCUUUCCAUUGUAAACUUGCUCACUUCAUUAUAAUAAAUUCCAAUCUACCCCUGAACAUUCCAUUUCUUUCCAGUUUAUCUUAGAGCAUUUCAAUUCUAUCCAAUUCCAGCAAUCUAUACUCGUGGUAUGUGCCUCUAUACCGUUUGCCCAUUGGUGUGUGUGUGUGUGUGUGUGUGUGUGUGUGUGUGUGUGUGUGUGUGUGUGUGUGUGUGUGUGUGUAAGGGAAGAGGAUGUUUAGAGUAGAUAUUUACACUGAGAUUAUUGUGUGAUUAUGUUAAUUUCAAGAAGGUUAAGUUAUAUGUAUUGUUUAUAGACUAUCGUAAAGCAUACGACAAAGUACAAAGAUCUAAGCUCAUAGAAUGUCUUAAGUUAUUAGGAUGUGGAAAAAAAAUGUUAAAAGCAAUUUAUGUUAUGUAUAGGUGUACACGUAAUGUGCUGA
Molecule: messenger RNA, 1876 nt
Organism: Portunus trituberculatus (swimming crab)
Lineage: Eukaryota; Metazoa; Arthropoda; Malacostraca; Decapoda; Portunidae
Exons: 3
Coding region: 6-1013 (335 amino acids)
Source: RefSeq, a predicted model, not a curated record